This is a messenger RNA of Ylistrum balloti, 2475 nucleotides long. RefSeq names its product trimethylamine monooxygenase-like. Lineage: Eukaryota; Metazoa; Mollusca; Bivalvia; Pectinida; Pectinidae. The coding region runs from base 129 to 1514 and encodes 461 amino acids. Gene Ontology annotation, molecular function: flavin adenine dinucleotide binding; NADP binding; N,N-dimethylaniline monooxygenase activity. The transcript has 5 exons. The record is from RefSeq and is a predicted model, not a curated record.
AUAUCUAGACUACCCCUUUGAGGAUAACUUCGGGAAAGCUAUCCCGUCCUUUCCACCUCGAGCUGUUCUGUUUGACUACCUAAAAGGUCGAUAGAAAAAGCGAAUGUCCGCGACCAAAUACGUUCAAUAUGCUCGUGAAGAAUCCUUUCAAAUGCAUGCAGGGACCUACGUCUAGGCAAGCCUCUGGAGCAGGGCCAUCUGGCAUGUCUUAUUUGUAUCAGGACAGGAAACGACGUGAUUCUGGAGACACUUAUGAAGUUGUUUGCUAUGAAAAACAGUCUAACUGGGGUGGAUUAUGGAAUUAUACCUGGCGAACAGGUUUAGACGAGUAUGGAGAGCCUUGCCAUGGAGGUAUGUAUCAGGACCUCUGGUCCAAUGGACCAAAGGAAUGCCUGGAAUAUCCAGACUACACUUUUGAGGAUCAUUUCGGGAAAGUUAUACCGUCUUUUCCGCCUCGAGCUGUUUUGUUUGAUUACUUAAAAGGUCGAUGGGAAAAGGCAAAUAUCCGCAAUCAAGUACGUUUCAAUAUGCUCGUGAAGAGUGUGACGUACAAUAAGGAGACUGACGACUUCACGGUGAGAGUUAAGGAUCUCAAAAGUGACAUGGUUCUCCCUUCAGAAACAUUUUCCCAUGUCGUGGUAGCUAAUGGUCACUUCUCAGUCCCAAAUGUUCCUGAAUUUGAUGGAGCAGAGACAUUCCCAGGCAGAAUACUUCAUUCGCAUGAUUUUAGGAAAGCUAGCGAGUUCAAAGGUCAACGACUUUUGAUAGUUGGCGCAAGCUAUUCCGCAGAGGAUUUAGCAAUGCAAUGUCGGAAAAUGGGCUCUGGAAAUGUCAUAUGUUGCUGGCGCACUAAACCGACGGGUUUCAAGUGGCCAAAAGGAAUAGAAGAACGUCCUAAUUUGACCAAAAUUGAUGGGAAUACAAUCCACUUCAAAGAUGGAACCACGGCAGACGUCGAUGCCAUAAUAUUUUGCACCGGCUAUCUGUAUAAGUAUCCGUUUCUGUCGGAGACUCUUUGCCUAAAGACGGGGCUACGAAUGUACCCACCCGGAUUAUACAAGGGGACAGUAUGGAUGGGUGACGGAAACAACAAGCUGAUGUACCUUGGUAUGCAGGAUCAGUACUACUCCUUCACCAUGUUUGAUAUUCAGGCGGAGUGGGCAUGUGCAGUAAUAAAAGGUUCCAUAAAACUUCCAACUCGGGAUGAAAUGGAGUCUGACAUAUCGAAAUGGCUGAAGAAAGAGGCAGCACUGAAGGAUUGCUAUGACGAUAUCUUCUUUCAGACGGAAUUUGUUUGUGACCUAGCCAAAGAGGUAGGCUGUCAACACAACCUGAAUGUCAAAGCCCUAUUUGAUAAAUGGGAAGAUGAUAAGUAUGCUGAUGUUUUAACUUACAGAGAUCAAGUAUUUUCUUCAGUCUUUACUGGCACUCCAGGGAUAAAACACCACACUCGAUGGAUUGAAGCGAUUGACGACACUUUAGAAACAUUCGUUAAUCAAACACCAAACAAGUAAAGUGCGAAGGGUUGGUCCCGAUCAAUCAUUUGUAUAGAGACACUUAUUUAGCAACUCAUAUUUAAUCCAGAACAUGCCUAAUAAUUACAUAUGCGGUCGGAUGUUUACUAUGAAGUAUUAUGUUGUUGAUAUAUACAUAUAGACGAGUGCAUAUAUUUUGCAAAUGAACUAAAGGAUGUUGUUUAUGUUGUACUGGCCAUGUGUUUUGCUACUGACCGUCUUAAACGACUGUGCUGAUUUUUACCAAAUUUUAUGUAAACCAUUCUUUUGUGAAGCGGACUGAAUUUAAUUCAAAUAAUGUGUGUGGAUCCUAGCUUCUGAGGGGCAAGACCCAACACUACUGAAUAUUUAAACUCCUUAUUUUAAAAGUAUGAAAGCAUUUUAUCCAAAUUGAGUUUGAAUCAUUUUUGGGGAAAAUGGAUUUAAAUUCGGCAAGGAUGAUCUUCUUGGCGAAGAAGAGCGGAGUCCAAGAUGGGAAAUAGAGCUUUGAACCCACGGUGAGUGUCCUAUGGGUACACUGGAGUGACAUGUGGAUAGAACAUCUGAGAAGAAAUUGUCAGUCGUCAAGUGACUAAGAUCAGGAAAUGGCAUGAUUGUUUUACUUCCAUGUAGUUGUACACCAAUUUAGUGCAAAAUGAAAUUUGCGGGUAGUUAAUGAAUAUUUAUUUUAGACUUCACUAUAUAUGUUUAUAUCUUAUACUCCGAAUUGUUAUACAAUAUUAAUUCUAGUGGAGGGAUUUUGUUUUAAAAUCACUUUCAUUUUCGUUGUUGUGGUAUGACACAUUGUGUAAAGGAGGCUCGAGUAGUGAUAUUCUACAAUUUGGGGUACUUUCCAGCUAAAUGUAGGUUUGUCUUGAGAAGUUGAACAAUAUGAUGUAAGAACCAAAUCCUCUGCAAAGAUUUAUAGAUUUUCAUGUACAUUAUGUCAAAAACAUUUAUACAAAUAAAUUUAAAUACAUCA